Messenger RNA from Rubroshorea leprosula, 1016 nucleotides. Lineage: Eukaryota; Viridiplantae; Streptophyta; Magnoliopsida; Malvales; Dipterocarpaceae. The record is from the annotation of a GenBank genome assembly.
AACACAGACAACAUUGCUGCGGAAGCUGGACGACGGAGAUAGGAAGAACUCCAAAGCUUCAUCCAAACUCUCUCUCUCUCUCUCUCUCGGUGCCGCAAUCAACGUAUCUUCGUCGCCAGAAAAAGUUAAAACAAGAGGGCUGUGGAGCAGGCAAACCAAGCAUGCUUCUUAUGGUCCAGUGAAUCUUCCUGUGCGAUUGCAGCCUUCCAGUGCACGUGGGAUUCAAAGCAAGGUUGCUGGUAGAAGUUUUGAGCAAAAGCUGCAUGUUUUGGUUUGCUAUAAGCACAUCUCCCAUGGCAGAUUAUAAAGACUGGUUAUUUAUAAUAGUCAGUUAUAUGAUUUUCUGUUUUUGUUUAAUAAGCUUUUUUCCAAAAGAUUUGUUACCGCCUUCUAGAAAUACUAAAGGAAUUACUGGUAUGAUUUUGUCUUUCCAAUCUGUUGUGACAUAUGGUAUUAUGGUGUUGGUUGGUUUGGAACCUCGCCUAUACAUCAAAGACUGGUUAGCAACGAUGAUAUGUUAUAUACUUUGGUGGGUUCGAUUAGGUGGGUCUAUUCCGAAAGAUCUGGUAAUGUCCACAAUUGAAUUUAAUGCUCUACAAUGGUGGAUAAUACUUCUAUAUUGCAUAACGUCAGAUGUCAUGUCUUGGAUCCAUCAGUCUACAACAAGCCAUUACCAAGAAGGAUGAAAAUCUUGCAUACUAAGGUUGUUGCGGGUGCCGUAUCAUGGUAGCAUUCCUUGUGAGAAAUUUCAAUAAAUUGAGUGAUGGUGGAUGGUUGGUGUCUGGUAUUAGUUUUUCACAAUUUCACCUGUACAUUUUCUUUGAAGCUGGUAAAACCCAUUCACGACUAUCUCAGAUUCAGCUAUGGUAUGCUUUCAUUUACUUGUUCAACCUUGAGCCUAGACAUUUGAAGAUCCUUGCAGUUUUGCUUGGAUGAAACCGCAAUUCAAAACACAACAAAUAUUUACUUUGUUGUGGUAUUUAUCUCAUUCUGUAAAAUUAAUUUUGUUAAUCUAC